This is a messenger RNA of Tetrahymena thermophila SB210, 2112 nucleotides long. RefSeq lists its product as hypothetical. Gene Ontology annotation, cellular component: nucleus; perinuclear region of cytoplasm; cytosol. The transcript is spliced from 25 exons. Lineage: Eukaryota; Ciliophora; Oligohymenophorea; Hymenostomatida; Tetrahymenidae. Gene Ontology annotation, biological process: activation of GTPase activity; nucleocytoplasmic transport. Gene Ontology annotation, molecular function: GTPase activator activity; small GTPase binding. The record is from RefSeq and is a predicted model, not a curated record.
AUGACAGAAGAGAUAAAAUAUUUUGACAAUCUAAAAGAAUUUUUAAAGUCUUCACUUUAAUCGCAUCAGUUACUCGAUAUUAAUCUAACAAAAGUGACUAUUUUAUAAAGCGAAACUCGUUUAGGUUCUAUUUUAAGAAAGUUUCUUAAUCUCUUAAAAUUUUUUAAUCGAAGUAACAUUAAUGUUGGAUCAAGUAUAGGUUCUGGUUUAUCAAAAUGCGUUAAUCUCUUAAACUUGAAACUUUAUCUUAAUAAAAAUUAAAUUGGUGAUGAUGGUGCAUCAGGCUUAGGUUCUGGAUUAUCAAAGUGCACUAAUCUCUCAAAUUUGACACUUGAACUAGGUUCUAAUUAAAUUGGUGUUGAAGGAGCAUCAGGCUUAGGUUUUGGCUUAUCAAAAUGCACUAAUCUCUCAAAUUUGUCACUUGACCUAAGUUAAAAUUAAAUUGGCGUUGAAGGAGCAUCAGGCUUAUGUUUUGGCUUAUCAAAGUGCACUAACCUCUCAAAUUUAACACUUUAUCUAAGUUUUAAUUAAAUUGGUGAAAAAGGUGCAUAAAGCUUAGGUUCUGGUUUAUCAAAAUGCACUAAUCUCUCAAAUUUGACACUUUUUCUAACUUCUAAUUAAAUUGGUGCUGAAGGUGCAUCAGGCUUAGGUUCUGGAUUAUCAAAGUGCACUAAUCUCUCAAAUUUGAUACUUGAACUAGGUUCUAACUAAAUUGGUGUUGAAGGAGCAUCAGGCUUAGGUUUUGGAUUAUCAAAGUGCACUAAUCUCACAAAUUUGAAACUUAGACUAUUUUAAAAUUAAAUUGGUGUUGAAGGAGCUUCAGGCUUAGGUUCUGGCUUAUCAAAGUGCACUAAUCUCUCAAAUUUGACACUUUUUCUAAGUUUUAAUUAAAUUGGUGACAAAGGUGCAUCAGGCUUAGGUUCUGGUUUAUCAAAGUGCACUAAUCUCUCAAAUUUGACACUUGACCUAUGGGGAACUUAAAUUGGUAUUGAUGGCGCAUCAGGCUUAGGUUCUAGCUUAUCAAAGUGCCCUAAUCUCUUAUAUUUAACACUUUAUAUAAGCGAAAAUUAAAUUGAUGAUAAAGGUUUAGGUUCUAUUUUAAGAAAGUUCUUUAAUCACUUUACUCUAAAUCCAAGCAACACUAAAAUAACAUCAGGCUUAGGUUCUGGUAUAGGAAAGUGCUCUAAUCUCUCUGAUUUAACACUUAAUCUUAAUUCUAAUUAAAUUGAUAAUGAAGGUGUAUUAGACUUAGGUUCUGGUUUAGCAAAGUGCACUAAUCUCUCAAAUUUGACACUUCAACUUUAGCAAAGUUAAAUUGAUGAUGAAGUGGCAUCAGGCUUAGGUUCUACUUUAGGAUAGUGGGAUAAUCUCUCAAAUUUGACACUUAAUCUUAUCAAUAAUUAAAUUGGCGAUGAAGGUGCCUCAGAAUUAGGUUCUGGUUUAGGUAAUUGCACUAAUCUCUCAAAUUUGACACUUAAACUUAAGCAGAAUCAUAUUGGUGCAGUUGGUGCAUUAGGUUUAGGUUCUGGUUUAAGAAAGUGUGCUAAUCUCUAAAAUUUGAAGCUUGAUCUUAUGAAUAAUUUAGUUGGUGAAAUAGGUGCAUCAGAUUUAGGUUCUGGUUUAGGGAAAUGUACUAAUCUCUCAAAUUUGACACUUAAACUUUAGAGGAAUAAGAUUGGUGAUGAAGGUACAUCAGGCUUGGGUUCUGGUUUAGGGAGGUGUGUUAAUCUCUCAAAUUUGACACUUAAACUUGAGAAUAAUUUAAUUAGUGCAAUUGGUGCAUCAGAGCUGGGUUUAGGUUUAGGGUAGGGCACUAAUCUCUAAAAUUUGACACUUCAACUUUAGUGGAAUUAAAUUGGUGAUGAAGGAGUAUCAGGGUUAGGUUUUGGUUUAGGGAAAUGCUCUAAACUCUAAAAUUUGACACUUAAACUUUAGUAUAAUUAAAUUGGUACAAAUGGUUUAUCGGGCUUAGGUUCUGGUUUAAUGAAGUGCACUAAUCUGUAAAAUUUGACACUUAAACUUUAGGACUACUAAAUGUAUAUAUUAUAAGAACUAAAGGCAAAGUUUCUUAAGUCAAAAAGAUUAAUUACCAUUUAAAUAAGUAAUUAAUGA